CAAGGGAGUGGGAAACAACGGGCAUCGCGACGACCGUGGGAGUCGCGGCUAUACUUCCGAAGAAACAGCACCUUAAGGGAUACCUUGUAACAAUCACUCAGAAAUAAAGAAAAAAGUGUGCCGCAGAUAUGUCGAGGCCAAUACUUAGCAGGCCGCGUACGCGCGUUUAUGGAUGCAAUUACGACAAGGGGGAGUCCUAUUACAAGCCAAUGGUUGACCACUUGGACAGGAAGUACUGUGCUCGACCCUUAUUCUCCGAGCCAAGAUCGUCGGUAGCCGAUGAAAUCGCGGCCCGUCGAGGCGACAUCGGCUCGCGAGACCUUUCUGGUCCUCGGAACGACACUUUCGGGCGUGACCUUGACCUCGACCUCGACCCUCGUACCCGUGCCUCCCAAGUACUAGCACCCUUGAUCAGCACCGAGCACAACCCUCUUCUACUCCCUGGUGACGAGGAGGAGACCGUCUACGAUAGCCGCGGACAAAGGACUCAACGGAAAUUCGCGGAUGAUUUCGCGAAUGAGGUCGCCUCAACGACGCGUCGUUUCAAGGCUAGGGUGGCAGCGAUGGAACUUGAUCAGGAAGCGGACUCCGUACUCAAUAAGAAGAUCGAGGAAGCCGACUCGGCGUUCAAUAAAAGACGUUCAAAGAUUUUAACAUCGAUCGGCGAUGAUUUAGAAAAACAACAGCCACCCAUAUCUUUGACCAGGUGGUCCAAGUUGAUAAACGAUAAUGAGGAGGACACGUUGCUCUCUAAUGCGGCUGCCACUCGAGCUAAGCAAACGAAAGCACGUCUCGACGAUCUCGAAACCGAGAUGGAAGAGUUGGCCGAGAGACAAGCCAAGAGAGAACGCAGAGCUGCUGCUUUGAGGGCGCUCGUCAACGAGAGUAUCGCAACUUCAUCACCUCCUUCCCCUCCUAUUAUCGACGAAUAUCAACGAUCCUCUGCCGCCCUCACUAGCAGCAGCAAAAAAAUUUCCAUGCGUAACGAACGCACCGAAAAACAUGUUACCUUUUAGUUAUCUCUAUCUCGUGAUCUUUCUCUCUCUUUCUCUCUCUCUCUCUCUCUCUUUCUCUCUCUCUCUUUCUCUCUUUUUAUCUGUCUAUUCAUUGCGAUCACGAUGCUCUUGCCUCACUUUACCCGCUAUAAAAUUCACCAAUUUACCAUGAAAUUUAUUUAUUUUAUUAGUCGAUUAUCUUUAUUGCGCAUUGCUUAAAAAUCGUCUUGAAUAAAGACGUGUUAAUGAAUACUUUUCAUUUACAUCGAAUCAUCGAUAUUAUGUAUUUUUAAUUUACAGGAUACAGGUAGUAGUUUUUUCAUUUUCUUUCAUUCAUCUCUAUCGUUUAAUUAAGUAACUUUGAGUAAAAGGAUUAUUAUGAUCUAUGCGUAGACAAUCACGUAGAGUUAUCUAUAACUCUAAAUCUAUAAGAUAAAGCAAUUACUUCCUUACGUCACCAACAAAAAACUAUUGUAACCACCAUCCUCGUAUUCUCUGUUUUUUUGAAUAAUUUCACGAUAUUUUAUUGUCUCUAUGCGGAAGGGAAUGCACGUUUACGUAAAAAGAUUUAAAAAAAAGAAAAAGAAAAAACAUAAAAAAAAGACUUUUAAAUCAACUAUAUACAUAUGUACAUUACAAAAAUAUAUUACAGUAUAUAGUAAGUGUUCUUGUAAAGUUUAAAUAUUAAGAAAGAAACUACUUCUAUGUUUGCACGCUACUGUAUAUAUAUAUAUAUAUAUAUAUA
This is a messenger RNA of Polistes canadensis, 1740 nucleotides long. RefSeq lists its product as uncharacterized. The coding region runs from base 129 to 1016 and encodes 295 amino acids. Lineage: Eukaryota; Metazoa; Arthropoda; Insecta; Hymenoptera; Vespidae. The transcript is spliced from 3 exons. The record is from RefSeq and is a predicted model, not a curated record.